AGGCCAGAAGCUCGAGCCAGCGGGGCUUGCACCUUACUUUUUCACGCCGAGCUCUGGAAAUCAUGCUUGUAAAGUGCGAAAACAUCCGGGAUGCUGUGAAGUCUCUUAUUGCCGGUUUCUGGAUCACUUUUAGCGUCUGUUCCGUAGGUGUUCACGGCCAGGAGGGUAAUGGCUGUGGACAUUCCCUUCUGGGCACAGAGUCGGGCACAUUGGCCUCUCAGAACUACCCCGGCACGUACCCCAGUAACACCUGGUGUGAAUGGAGGCUGCGGGUGCCAGAGGGGCGCACGCUGCGGCUGCUGUUUGGGGAUUUCGACAUCGAGAGCAGUCCAGACUGCAGGAAUGGCUCUCUGGUCAUCACAGACAAGAGCGGAGAGCUCACUCUGGGUCCAGUGUGUGGGAAGCUCGAUGCAUCACAGAAGAAUGUGACACUUAAAAGCAAUGAAGUGACGAUAACCUUCAAGUCAGGCCCUCAUCGCUCCGGGCGAGGGUUCCUCCUGUCCUAUGCCACUGACCAGUAUCCAGAUCUAAUUUCCUGUUUAAAACGAGGAUCUCAUUCUAGCACACAUCUUUUGAGUGUGUACUGCCCCGCUGGAUGUAAGGAUGUCACAGGGGAUGUUUGGGGAAACUCGGAAAAGGGUUACAGAGAUACCUCAGUCCUGUGCAAGACUGCAGUCCAUGCUGGAGCUGCGUCUGACACUCUGGGAGGGCGAGUCACUGUGAACCGAGGGAGGAGUCUUACACUUUAUGAAUCAACCUUUUCCAAUGGAAUCCUUUCAAAAACGGGAUCAUUAUCUGAAAAGAAGUUGCUCUUCAGUCAAGAAUGCAACAACAUCCUGAGUGUCUCCGGUUUAAAUGCCUCAUCUUUCUGGGAUAAAAACAGUCGAGAGCACACACUGUUCUGGUCCUCAUCAAACAUGGUUUCUAGCCAUGAGUCCCUGCACUGGGCAGCGGACGGUAACGACCCGAACCCAUGGGUGGAGCUGGGGCUGAGUGAUAGAAGCACCAUCACAGGAAUAAUAACAACGGGAUCAAACGGAUACUACAUAGAAUCCUUCAGUCUUUUUUUCAGCAAGGACAGGAAAACUUGGAAGCUUUACAAAGGUGCUCUCAGCAAAGAAAAAAAGGUGUUUCAGGCCUACACUGACGGCCAUCACACAGUCCUCAACAGUUUCUUCCCUCCUGUGGUGGCUCGGUUUUUCCGGCUGCAGCCGCUGAGCUGGCAGGGUCGCGCUUCCGUUCAGGUGCAGGUCCUGGGCUGUCCCGUUGACAAGGCCACCCCAAGGUCACGCCCACCUACUGCAGAAUUUCCACCCAUCAAAGUUAAUAUGGGCACACCGCGGCCCACCCUCCCCCCGACCCCUACAGAGGGCCCAGUGUUAGUGGAGACAAGACUAAGCUCCAGCCAGCCGGUGAUAGUGGCCGUGGGAGUGGUGCUGGGGCUGAUAAUGUGCGGCAGUUGUUUGAUGGCUGGGGUCUGGUGGAAGCGAAGGAAAAAGGAUUCACAGCUGAAGUACUCCUUACCCACCACAGGUUGUCAGAGUUUCCAGGCUAAGAGUCUCUCCUGCCCACAAUCAGAGCUCAUCUCUUACCCUCUGGAGAGAAACGUCCAUGAUGCUCUACCUAGCCCUCCUCUUAAUGACUAUGCAGACCCUGCUCUCCGCCCCGGGCUUAGGGGCUAUGGUGUGGGAGGCCUAGACCCCUACUCAAGAGCCCAGGGAGCCUCAGAGCUGAAGCUAUUUUAA
Molecule: messenger RNA, 1745 nt
Organism: Notothenia coriiceps (black rockcod)
Lineage: Eukaryota; Metazoa; Chordata; Actinopteri; Perciformes; Nototheniidae
Product: discoidin, CUB and LCCL domain-containing protein 1
Exons: 16
Coding region: 63-1745 (560 amino acids)
Cellular component (GO): plasma membrane
Molecular function (GO): signaling receptor activity
Source: RefSeq, a predicted model, not a curated record